Messenger RNA from Dermacentor silvarum, 3184 nucleotides. RefSeq lists its product as uncharacterized. NCBI's taxonomy places the organism in Eukaryota, Metazoa, Arthropoda, Arachnida, Ixodida, Ixodidae. Gene Ontology annotation, biological process: DNA integration. The transcript has 2 exons. The coding region runs from base 202 to 3045 and encodes 947 amino acids. The record is from RefSeq and is a predicted model, not a curated record. Gene Ontology annotation, molecular function: zinc ion binding; nucleic acid binding.
CCUGGCUAUAAAAGCCCGAUUCUACGAUCAAUAAACGCUUCUUCUUAUGCUUGCACGGGACUCGUCUCAUUCGGGGAUCGGAGCGCGCGCUGGGUGGAAUAUUACGAUGUAACAGUGGCGACGAAGGCGGAAAAAACCCUCGGAAUCAAGAACGAGCCAGACAACGGGGACCAAGCAGCGGCUGCGGAAAGAAUUGUUCCAAUGGCGCAUCAACAGCUACCGGAUUAUGACGACGAAAGGGACAACUGGAAAGCAUACAUCAUCAAAGCAGAGGCUUACUUCGAAGCGACGGGUAUCAGCGACCAGACCAAGAAGAGGGCAUUGCUUAUCGCGGCGCUGAACACAAGAACCGUGCAAGUGCUCGCAGGAAGGGUGGCACCAAGGAAGCCCAACGCGCUCACCUAUGACGAAGUAGUCAAAACACUGGAUGAUUACUUCGACCCAAAGCGUCACGAAACUACGGAAAGUUUUCGGUUUUUCAACCGCUCUCAAAAGGAAGGUGAGCCUGUUCAUGAAUUUAUUCUGGAACUACGACGCAUUGCCGACAAUUGUAAUUUUGGCACAAUGCUCGAUCGAAUGCUUCGAGACCGUAUUGUAUGCGGUGUACGGUCCAGCGCGUUGCAGAAGCAUUUGCUGGCAAAGGAAAAUUUAACACUGCAGGAAGCGGAAACCAUGGCGCUCGCAGCCGAAGCGGCGGAAAAAGGGGCGGAGAAAAUAAGCUCAGAGCUAACAGUGCUUAACGUUGAUGCGCGACAGAGAACGGGGAACGAGGUGGUGUCAGAAUGCAGCCGGUGUGGCAGCAGCAGGCAUAGCAGCAAUGCUUGUGGUUGGUUGAGGGCACGGUGCUACCGCUGCGGUAAGCUAGGGCAUAUUGCUAAGAAGUGCUUGAGUGACGCCCACGGUCUAAGGCCUAGGUCAAGCAGGCGAGCACCUGGGAACGUACGCGGUCGAGCUCUUGCAGUAAAUGCUGACUCAAAUGACGAAGACUUUGAUGAUGCUACGCAUGUGUGGACACUAAGCUCGGCACGUAUUGCUCAGUUGGAACCGCCUAUCAAACGCACUUUCACUUGGGGUGGUGUGGACGUGUCAAUGCACGUAGAUACUGGCUCCCCAGUGUGUGUCGUACCAAGGCAAAUUUUCGAGAAACACCGACAACAAUGGCCAAUUCCGAAGCCCACAAACAUCAAGCUAUCAUGCUACCUCGGAAAAAUUCCAGUGAUGGGGGAAUUGCGUGUACCGGUGUCAUAUAAUGGCGUAUCCUUUGACUGUCCCUUGAUCAUCCUAGACUGUACAGGUCCCAGUCUAUGCGGACGUGACUUGAUCGCCCAGAUUUCAAAGUCAGGAAUGCCAAUCUUCAACCUGAGGGCCCAGCCGGACACCCAUUCGGGAACGACCACGUCUGCCGUAGAGGACAUCCUCGCCGAGUUUCAAGACGUGUUCCAGCCAGAAGUCGGAGUGAUUGAUGGGCCCCCGGCGCGCCUACUGCUAAAGGAGGGAGCCACACCAAAAUUUUGCCACGAGUUCACCUUGGUCACCGACCACCAGCCGCUCCUGGGCCUCCUGAAGUCUGACAGGCCUACACCACCACUGGCUGCUGCUCGUAUCCAGCGGUGGGCGUUGUAUCUCGGAGGAUUCCGCUACAGGCUACAAUACUGUCCUGGCAAGCUGCUCAUAAAUUCAGAUGCCCUGAGCCGCUUGCCCCAAAAGACGAACGAGUCGGAGGCCGGAGGUGAGCCUGCUGAUUAUCUCCUAGCGUUGGAAACCUUCUCAGACGGGACUAUUUCACUGACGGAGUUAAAACGACAAACGGCAAUCGACCACAUCUUAUCAAAAGUCGUAAGAUAUGUACUGCAGGGCUGGCCAGCAAGUAAGGCUGUGGAAGCGGACAUGAAAGCAUUUUUUGACCGGAGAUUGGAGCUGUCCGUAGCACAUGAUUUAUUGUACUGGAGCCGGAGAGUUGUGAUUCCAGAAAAACUGCGCGCACAAGUGUUGGAACAAUUGCAUGAAACGCAUCAGGGUUCCUCGGCCAUGAAGGCAGUCGCCAGGUCCUCUUUUUGGUGGCCGGGUCUCGAUAGCGAUAUCGAACGGCUAUCCGCUUCCUGUAAAAGAUGCAUUCAAAACCUGCCUAUGCCGUCAGCCGCACCAGCAAGGAACUGGCCUAAGACAGUGGAGAGCUGGGAAAGAGUACACGCUGACUUUGCUGGGCCGGUCGCGGGUACAAUGAUCCUCGUGCUUGUAGACGCCCACAGCAAGUGGAUAGAGGCUGUUCCCAUGAAGAGAGCAAGCACCUCUGCUACUGUGAGCUGCUUGAGGAAUAUAUUCUGUCGAUUCGGUAUUCCCCGUACCAUCGUAACAGAUAAUGGCACACAAUUCACCAGCGAGGAGUUCGCGACAUUCACGAAGCGGAAUAAUGUAACUCACGUGCGCACGCCUGUGUACCACCCGCAAUCAAACGGGUUAGCGGAAAGGGCUGUUCGCACCAUUAAAGACGGCCUCAGAAAGAUGGGCAACGGCAGCAUAGGGGAUAACCUGGAUCGUCUUCUUUUUAAUUACAGACGGACUCCCCUCAGUUCUGGAAAAUGCCCUUCUGAACUUCUCUUAGGCUACCGCAUCCGUUCCCGCUUGGACGCAUUAUUCCCCCCCAUUCAUGCAGGAUCUACAAAAACAGACGAGUGGACGGUGCCAGCGGAUGUCGCCGUUCAUGUCCGUAAUUAUGGGCAGGGAGAUAAGUGGACUCCGGGAAGAACCGUAUCUGUAUCCGGCGCCCGAAUGGUCACCAUUGAUACACCUGAGGGACCCGUACGGCGGCACGUUGAUCAGGUGCGCUCGGCCCAGUCAAGCCCGGAGCAGUGUGAACCUAUUCCCGAAAACAAGGAAGAGACAGAACCAUCCACGAAUCAGGUAGUGUCCCCAGUACGACCACCUGUCCAGGGGCCGACGCAAGACACCCCACCUGCCGAUGCUGGCGAAGUACCGCUACGUCGUUCAAAGCGACAGCGGAAACCACCACAGCGUCUCUACAAUCUUAAGGGAAGAGAAAUGUAGCAACGGAACCUAUCUGGCUACCAUCGCCGCUUAUCACGACAAAGCUAGUCACACGUGGGCACAAGCAGUGCUAACUUCCCCCUCUCCCCUCCUGGCUAUAAAAGCCCGAUUCUACGAUCAAUAAACGCUUCUUCUUAUG